ACCGGUAGUUCAUCCAAAUUAACUAUUUAUACCCUAGUGAACUAAGCUAGUUUAGAGAAAAACCAUGGAACCACAAUCCGGAGAUAACAACCUUGGACUUACACUCCCCCUAAUCAACUCAAGACAAGAUAGAAUACUAGAGGAUGAGUUAUCACCACCUGAAAACUCACCAGUCGAGCAAGUAGCCUUAACCGUUCCCAUCUCCGACAACCCUUCACUUCCGGUUCUCACUUUUCGAAUGUGGGUCCUCGGUCUCAUCUCAUGCAUUUUUCUCGCUUUCAUCAACCAAUUCUUUUGGUAUCGAACCGAACCAUUGAUGGUCAGCGCUAUCUCCGCUCAAAUUGCGGUUGUGCCAUUGGGCAAGCUAAUGGCUGCGAAAAUAACCAAUAGGGUAUUCUUCAAGGGGAGUAAAUGCGAGUUUACAUUGAAUCCGGGUCCAUUUAAUGUGAAGGAACACGUUUUGAUUACCAUUUUCGCGAAUUCAGGUGCGGGCACGGUUUAUGCCAUUCAUGUGGUGACGGUUGUGAAGGUUUAUUAUCGGCAUGAAAUAUCGUUCUUUGUUUCUUUCAUCGUUGUUGUCACAACCCAAGUACUAGGGUUUGGUUGGGCCGGUAUUUACAGAAGGUACUUGGUGGAGCCAGCCGCUAUGUGGUGGCCGUCAAAUCUCAUCCAAGUGUCCAUAUUUAGGGCAUUGCAUGAGGAAGAAGUAAGACAAAGAGGACGAUUGUCACGUAUCGAGUUCUUCAUAAUUGCUCUUACUUGUAGUUUUACAUACUACAUUUUUCCUGGCUAUCUCUUUAAAAUGCUAACAUCCCUCUCUUGGGUAUGUUGGAUAUUUCCUAAAUCCGUAUUAGCCCAACAACUCGGUUCUGGCCUAUAUGGACUCGGUCUUGGAACUUUGGGAUUUGAUUGGUCAAGUGUAUCGUCCUACCUCGGAAGUCCAUUAGCUAGCCCAUGGUUUGCCACCGCAAAUGUGGCGGUUGGUUUCUUCUUGGUGAUGUAUGUACUAACUCCUAUAACUUAUUGGUCGAAUGUUUACAAUUCCAAAACUUUUCCAUUGUUCUCCGAUGAUCUUUUCAAGGCAAAUGGAUCGGAAUACAAUAUUUCGAGCAUUGUUGACUCUGAUUUUCAUCUCAACAUCACAUCAUACGACGAAGAAGGUCCUAUUUAUCUUAGCACAUUCUUCGCCAUGUCGUAUGGAGUAGGAUUUGCUGCCGUUGCUGCCACGGUUAUGCAUGUGUGGUUGUUUCAUGGAAGGGAAAUAUGGGAGCAAACGAGGGCGAGUGGUAAGGAAGGGAGAUGGGACAUACAUACAAAGCUAAUGAGCGGUUACAAACAAGUACCCGGGUGGUGGUUUUGGGUUAUUCUUGUGGUGAAUGUCGCGAUAGUAAUAUUUACGUGUGAAUACUACAAUGAGCAACUUCAAUUACCGUGGUGGGGAGUAAUUCUUGCGUGUGUUAUUGCAUUUGUCUUCACUCUACCUAUAGGAGUUAUUGCUGCCGUCACAAAUCAGUGCCCAUCCCUCGAUAUCUUGACGGAAUACAUAAUUGGAUACUUGUACCCGGGAUAUCCUGUCGCCAAUAUGUGCUUCAAAGUGUAUGGAUACAUAAGCAUGUGUCAAGCUAUAAGAUUCAUUCAAGACUUAAAGCUUGGUCAUUAUAUGAAAGUCCCACCUAGAAAUAUGUUCAUGGCACAGAUUGUAGGAACCCUAAUAGCUGCAAUAAUCUAUUUGUGCACGGCGUGGUGGUUAAUGGAAACAAUCCCCGAUAUAUGUCAAUCAACCACCUCGGGUUGGACUUGUCCAACCGACACAGUCUUUUAUGACUCUACCGUCGUAUGGGGAUUGAUUGGGCCUCGCCGUAUCUUCGGAAGUGAAGGCUUUUAUAGUGCUAUCAAUUGGUUCUUUCUUGGUGGAGCGGUUGGUCCUAUUAUUGUCUGGUUGGCACACAAGGCUUAUCCGGAGAAGAAAUGGAUUAGGCUAAUCAACAUGCCAAUAUUGAUUGGUGCAACCGGAAGGAUGCCACCGGCCACAGCUGUCAAUUACACGACAUGGAUCCUUGUAGGAUUCUUGUCGGGAUUCGUGGUUUAUCGGUAUCGACCAGAGCUAUGGAAAAGGUAUAAUUAUGUGUUAUCGGGCGCACUCGAUGUUGGUUUGGCAUUGAUGGCGGUAUUGAUGUACUUUUGCAUGGGCAUGGAAGGUAUAAGCCUUGAUUGGUGGGGGAAUGAUCUUGAUGGUUGUCCUUAUGCCACGUGUCCCACUGCCAAAGGUGUCGAGGUUGAUGGAUGCCCUGUUGUUUACUAGUAAUCCAUCUA
Messenger RNA from Impatiens glandulifera, 2313 nucleotides. RefSeq names its product oligopeptide transporter 7-like. The transcript is spliced from 8 exons. Gene Ontology annotation, molecular function: oligopeptide transmembrane transporter activity. Lineage: Eukaryota; Viridiplantae; Streptophyta; Magnoliopsida; Ericales; Balsaminaceae. Gene Ontology annotation, biological process: transmembrane transport. The record is from RefSeq and is a predicted model, not a curated record. The coding region runs from base 65 to 2302 and encodes 745 amino acids.